Messenger RNA from Bufo gargarizans (Asiatic toad), 822 nucleotides. RefSeq names its product ribonuclease K (gene RNASEK). The record is from RefSeq and is a predicted model, not a curated record. NCBI's taxonomy places the organism in Eukaryota, Metazoa, Chordata, Amphibia, Anura, Bufonidae. The transcript has 3 exons. Gene Ontology annotation, molecular function: RNA endonuclease activity. Bases 77 to 382 code for a protein of 101 amino acids.
CGCUCAGCUGCGCGCUCCAGCGGCCGUCAGCUGACCGGGCCAGGUAGUUGGAGAAGAGCUGAGCUCGGCGUCGGUCAUGGUGUCUCUGCUGUGCUGCGGGCCCAAGCUGGCCGCCUGCGGGAUCGUGCUGAGCGUGUGGGGCGUCAUCAUGCUGGUGCUGCUCGGAAUAUUCUUCAACGUCCAUUCUGCCGUCCUGAUAGAAGAUGUUCCAUUCAGCCACGAAGAUCUGUUUGAUGACCCCAAGCCUCCCAGCAAGCUGUAUGGCCUAUAUGAGCAGGUCUCAUAUAAUUGCUUCAUCGCAGCUGCCAUCUACAUCGUCCUGGGCGGCUUCUCCUUCUGCCAGGUCCGGCUGCACAAGAGGAAAGAGUACAUGGUGCGCUGAGCGUCCUUCCUGUAACCUUGAAGACUAUGUGAUGAGGCACAGAUGAAGAUGCUGAACCUUCUACUUUCCUUAGUGGCUACUUCACUCACACCCCCCCCCCCCCCCCCCCCCCCCCCAACAUCUCUCCUUGUAGACCAUCAAAUCCAGGACUCCCAUCAUCUGUAUGGUAGUGUCCUCUCACACCCAGCCUCCAGACCUUCAUCAUUGUGUCUCCACCUUCAUCCAACCCUGAGAAGAUGUCUUCAGCCCUCGGGCCUUCACUCUUGAAGGACUGAUUCCUGAUCUGGAGGUUGAUUGUUACCUCAGAUGUGACUUGUGUACAUUCCUGAGCCCGCCCGUCCACCCCUCGUCUCCCUCAGAUCUUUUUCCCUUCUUGAUGUUCUGAGAUGUUAUUUAAGAUGUAAAUGUUUAAUAAAGUGAUGAGAGUUGUGUGAUAUAAA